Molecule: messenger RNA, 1636 nt
Organism: Galendromus occidentalis (western predatory mite)
Lineage: Eukaryota; Metazoa; Arthropoda; Arachnida; Mesostigmata; Phytoseiidae
Product: T-box transcription factor TBX20-like
Exons: 5
Coding region: 109-1152 (347 amino acids)
Biological process (GO): regulation of transcription by RNA polymerase II; cell fate specification; positive regulation of DNA-templated transcription
Cellular component (GO): chromatin; nucleus
Molecular function (GO): DNA-binding transcription factor activity, RNA polymerase II-specific; RNA polymerase II cis-regulatory region sequence-specific DNA binding
Source: RefSeq, a predicted model, not a curated record
GAGAAUCCGCAAUGCCAGCCGAGAUGCAACUCCGCCGAUCUCGAAAGGGUUGAAGCCCACCUCGAGACGAAGGAGUUGUGGGACAAAUUUCACACUCUCGGCACGGAAAUGAUCAUCACCAAAACUGGCCGACGAAUGUUUCCGACAGUGCGGGUUUCCUUCACUGGUCUGAAUCCCAACGAGCGGUACGGAGUCCUCAUGGAUAUCGUGGCCUGCGAUAACAAACGAUAUCGCUACGCAUACCAUCGUUCAUCGUGGCUGGUCGCCGGAAAAUCGGACCCCGCAUGUCCUCACGUCCUCUAUCAGCAUCCGGAUUCGCCUUUCCAAGGAGACCAGCUACGGAAGCAGGUGGUGUCUUUCGAGAAGGUCAAGUUGACGAACAACGAGAUGGACAGACAGAAUCACAUAGUUCUAAACUCGAUGCACAAGUAUCAGCCGAGGAUACACCUCGUGAAGCUCAGAUCAGAUUUCUGCAAUUCAAAUGGCAUGCCGAGUUUAGAGAGGGAGGAGUACAAGACGUUUGUAUUCCCGGAGACCACGUUCACUGCCGUCACGGCCUACCAGAACCAGUUGAUAACUAAGCUCAAAAUCGAUAGCAACCCCUUUGCUAAGGGCUUCCGGGACUCCUCGCGCUUGACAGACCUCGAAGGUGACUCCGUGGAAAGCUUACUGAGAGAGCACGCGAUGCGACAUCUCCCAUUCGCUCGAGCUGUUUUCACUGGCGAUCUGCCCCCGCCUACUCCGGAACAACAAUUUCUAGCGACGACCUCGGCCUUGGGAAGGAUGCCGACGUCUUCGGAACUCCUCCUAUUGCAAGCAGCGGCAACAAAUUCUCCUUGGGCAAAACUGGCCGCGGCAGCGACCCUCGGUCAAUCCUUCGGUGCGUUACAAACGAACGCCAUGGCGGAAAUCCAUGCCCUCAUGGCACAACAUCAGGCACUCGCGGCAAGUGGUUCGCAACAAGCUCUACUCGCAGCCCAGCAGCACUUCCUCGCAGCGAGCCAAUCUCCUACCUCCAUGUCCCCUCGCAUGUUCACUCCAUCGCCACCGGUGACAAAGUUCUCGAGUUUCCUCCCACGCCAGAGUCCGUCGAGAGACGCUUCACCCAAUAAAUCAGAAGGACAUGAAAGUCCUGCCUUAGAUCCUCCGUGACUCCAGACUAAAGUAUAGAGAUUCUGAACAUUCGUUGAACUCCAUAAAAACUCAAAGUUCCUCAAUCCUUUAUCGCCCUCUGUAUCGUUGUCGAAGCGACCCACUUCAGAGAGACCACACCUUUCUUUGUCUCCUCCGCGAGAUGAUUGUUCUGUUUGUGGAGGCGGAAACCUGCGUGCAAUAUGGGAAAUUACCUCCGAUUGAACCCCAGCGACUCCCCACGACAUCGAGGCUUGAACAGUCUUUGAUGCUGCGCUUCACAUCAUCGGGAGCUAGGAGACUGUCUCGAAAACGCAUCGGAAAUUGCACACCAACACACAACUGUGCACCCCUAGUUGUUCCACACGAUGAGAUGCCGCAGAAGAAAAAAUACAGUCAGCCCCAGAUUUCAAGCGGUUUACCGGUACCGGAAAGCAGAGAAUGUCACUCGAUAAGGCGCGUUGUGCUCUUUACCACGUUUUGUAUAUAUGGUGAGCUGGAUGUG